AUGUCUAAUCCCAUUGGCGACUCUGCCGACUACUUUAUUCAAAGAAACCAAUUACUGCAACAACAGCAGCAGCAACAACAACAACAACAAGGUGGUAGUUCACCAGACGUACUCCAAGGGAGACGGCAUGAAGGUGUCGACGCUCCAUUGUCCGAUGAUCCUCGAAAGAAAGCAUCCACCAAUGCACGUUUAGCGAAUCCCACACGUCGCAUUCAGUCUUCUACGAAUCCGGCUUUUGACGCUCGACAUCAAUGGCAACGAGUUAUGGAGAAGUUGGCCAUGGGACAAGGUGGCAGUGGUGGUGGUGGUGGCAGUGGAGAGCAUUCGACGAGUACAACGCCUACGCAUUCUGAUAUCCAACGGCAUUCACAUCCUAAUCGACGAUACCUUUCGCAUCAUUAUUCACUAUCACAGCAUCCACAACGCCACAGCUCUUAUCGAUAUCAUGAUGAUUCUGAAUCGGAUGAAAAUAAUUCAUAUGAAAUGCAACCGACUCGAGAUGCAUAUACCGAACCCGAUGAAGACGAUGAUGCAUUGCCUUCGCCCACCGAUUUAGAAAGAGAACGCCAAGCAUCUUUACCACCCGAAGGAGAACCUAGUUACUUUGCUCAUCCAUUUCAACUACAACCCUCGGUGGACACUGAACAAGAAACGGUCCAACCACCUAGUAGACAUGAUGAGCAAGAAGAAGAGGAGGAGGGAGCACAAGAAGAACAAGAGGAACAAGCGGGUCCAUCCCAUCAAGAACCAACAAGACCCGAGCAAGCCCACGUACCUGGUCAUCAUGCGCGUAUGCAAUGGUCAAAGACGCUCGACAAGAUUCGCCUCAUUUCAAACAUUCAACAUUUGCCAUCAAAACCAUCGCCACCAGCACCACAUGAGCCAUCCAAUUCUCUCGCUCCAUACUUUCAACCAGCAUUUGAAGCGCCUUUCAUUGCAUUAUCUCGAGAUGAACAUGGUAGAAAGCUACCUCCCAUUUUGCUUCAAUGUUUGAAUGUGAAUAUCACCGAUUCAGAGCUUGUGAACUAUUAUGGCAUCAAACAGCAUUUGUUUCGUGUUGAAUUGCAGUAUGGCGAUAUCAAAUGGGUGAUCAAAAAGACCAUUGGUGAUUUUGUGGCUCUCCAUGUCAGUCUCAAAGUGAAGGCCCCAUUGACCGACCAUGUCCCUGCACCACCCAGUUUCCCGAAUCAGCUCCAGAACUUUAUUCAGUCAGCACGUACAACCAUGGGCAUCGAUGAUGAGGAACGCGAUACCGAGAAGGAACGCAAACAAGCAUUAGCGCGUCGUAAGGCACUCACACGAUACCUCCGCGAAUUGUUGAAACGUAGUCAUAUCAUGGUCAGCUAUGACAUUUGCGAAUUCUUGGAAAUCUCAGCAAUCAGUAUCGUCCAGGACAUGGGAUGGAAGGGCAAGGAAGGUUAUCUUGAGAAUCGGGUCAACUUUGUUGAUACACGUGUAUGCCACAUGUUCAGACGCUAUGCAUGGAAGAAGGAAUGGGUUAUCUUGCGUGAUUCGUACAUUGCAUUCUGCGAAGAUGUGGCAUCAACAUCCCCGACCGACGUGUUCAUGUUUGACAAGAGCUUGUAUGUGUUUGCUCGAGAACCAGGCCUCUUUAGUGGCUAUCACGAUCAUAUCACCAUGGAGAACAAUUUCCGCCGAUUUACUAUCCGAGGAAGCAAACGCCAAGUGGGCGAAUGGAUGGAGAGUAUCAAAAAGGUACAACAAGAGAGUCCAUGGGUAAAGAACCAUCGCUUUGGAUCCUUCGCACCUAUCCGUCAUCAUGCAAAGGUCAAAUGGUUCAUUGAUGGUGAAGACCAUUUCAAUGCUGUGGCUGAAGCUAUUCUUUCAGCAAGAUCUGAAAUCUACAUUGCGGAUUGGUGGUUGUCUCCGGAAUUGUACCUUCGACGACCACCUGCAGAGAACGAGGACUUCCGAAUUGAUCGACUACUACAACGCAAAGCUGAGGAAGGUGUCAUGAUUUACAUUAUCGUAUACAAGGAAGUGGAGGCUGCCUUGACAAUUGACUCGGCACAUACAAAGAAAUGGCUACAAAAACUGCAUCCCAAUAUCUUGGUGCAACGCCAUCCCGAUCAUCGCAAUGUAAACAAUGUUGUACUAUUUUGGUCACACCAUGAGAAAAUGGUCAUUGUUGACAAUAGAUUGGCCUUUAUUGGUGGUCUAGAUUUGUGUUACGGCCGAUGGGAUACACAUCAACACCGAUUGGCCGACGUCCCAGUCCCCGGAAACGAGCACAUUAUGGUGCCAGGUCAAGAUUACUCUAAUCCACGUGUCAAGGAUUUUGCGAAUGUUGAACAAUGGGACACUACCUUAGUGGAUCGCAAUGUUAUACCCCGCAUGCCAUGGCAUGAUUGUACGAUUGGUGUGGUUGGUCCAAUCGCCCGAGAUAUUGCACGACAUUUCAUCCAACGGUGGAACUAUCUCAAAGCAAGCAAAGGCAUGCAUCGUCCCAAUUUACCAUUUUUGAUGCCCAAGGGUGAAUACGUCGCUGCACGUGAUGAGUCCAAGUUCAAGGGUACAUGUCGAGUACAGCUUUUACGUAGUUCAGCAGAAUGGAGCUCCGGCAUUGAACGAGAGCACUCUAUCUACAACGCCUAUAUGGAAUGUAUCACCAAAGCAAAGCAUUAUAUAUACAUUGAAAAUCAAUUCUUCAUCAGCACAACCACGGAUGACAAGUUGUUGCGCAACAAGAUUGGUCAGGCCAUGCUAGAGCGUAUCAAGCGUGCACACAAGAAUGGUGAAAAGUUCAAGAUCUUUAUUUUGAUCCCCUUGAUUCCUGCCUUUGAAGGUGAUUUGGCUACGAGUGAAGCAUCUUCUGCAAGAUCGGUGAUGCAUUUUGAAUACAUUUCUAUAUCCCGUGGUGGCAAUUCCAUCAUUGAAAAGCUGCAAGAAGCAGGCAUCAACCCAUCCGACUAUAUUGGCUGGUACAGUCUUCGUACUUGGGACAAGAUCAACCCCAACAGGCCACCACCACCACGUACCACCACCAACAAUAAUGCAAGCAAGGUCGAUAGCGGUGCUGAACUUCACGAUGACAAUGGUAGCAAGUCCACCUCACCUCCUAACUCGGCAAGAUCUUUUGGUCACAGCAAUUCGCCCAUCACUGAAGGCUCUUCAUUUACUCUAUCCGAGGAUGAGAAGGACCAAUUUGUGAGUGAAUUGAUCUAUAUCCAUGACAAGCUGAUGAUUGUGGAUGAUCGAUUGGUUAUCAUUGGAUCAGCCAAUGUGAAUGAUCGGUCCAUGCUUGGCAAUCGUGAUUCCGAAGUUGCCAUGUUGAUUGAUGAUACGGAUAUGGUUCCUACGUAUAUGGAUGGAAAAGAGGUCAAGGCCUCCAAGUUCGCUCAUUCAUUACGAAUGCAAUUAUGGAAGGAACAUUUGGGUCUACUAGAAUUCGAUGACUGGCCUAGUCUUAUCAGCAGUGCUAGCAAGCCUGAGGGAGAACGACCUGAUGGCGGCAGUCUCAAUACCAGCUAUCCACGUCGUCCUACGGACAUGUCAUCCGCUCGAUCCAGUGAAGAUAUUAUUCGUGAUAUUGAAGCGCAUCCACCAGACCAAGUAUUGGAUGGUGCAAGACGAUCAAAGCAACCUGAUUUCAAAAAGGAAGAACAAGCGCUGCAGGCAGCAAGAGCAUUGGAUCCCUUGGCUGAUCAUUGCUACCACAAUAUUUGGCGAAAGACAGCUGAAACCAAUACCCAAAUAUACCGCCAAUUGUUCCGAUGUGUCCCUGAUGACACGGUACACACCUUUGAACAGCAUCGUCAAUUUGUGCCCAACGGAUCACCACACGCCCACAUUGCUGAUCCAAAGUUAUCGACUCAAGAAAUUGCUCAUGCACUAUCCAAGAUCCAUGGUCAUCUCGUAUCAUUCCCUACAGACUACCUAAAGAAUGAAAACAUGCUUGGCUCUGCAGUGCGUGAAGCAGUGGUUCCCAUGGUCCUUUUUACAUAA
Messenger RNA from Lichtheimia ornata, 3966 nucleotides. RefSeq lists its product as uncharacterized. Gene Ontology annotation, molecular function: phosphatidylinositol binding; D-type glycerophospholipase activity. Lineage: Eukaryota; Fungi; Mucoromycota; Mucoromycetes; Mucorales; Lichtheimiaceae. The record is from RefSeq and is a predicted model, not a curated record. The transcript has 16 exons. Gene Ontology annotation, biological process: phosphatidic acid biosynthetic process; intracellular signal transduction; cell motility. The coding region runs from base 1 to 3966 and encodes 1321 amino acids.